AUGACCAUCUCGAACACGUACCCCACGGCGCACAGCACGAGCGUCUCGAACGCGCGCCUGCGCAUGCUCAACACGCUGCGCAGCGGCACCAAGGCCGUGAUGACCUUCAUGGCGAUCCCGUCUGUGCGGCACGCGCAGAUUGUCGCCCUGUGCGGCUUUGACGCCGUCAUCAUCGACUGCGAGCACGGCCACAUUGGCGACGACAGCAUGCACAACGCUGUGUCGGCGAUCGCGGCGCUCGGCGUCUCCCCGCUCAUCCGGAUCCGCGGCACCGGCCCGGACAUUAUCAAGCGCGCGCUCGACACCGGCGCCCACGGGCUCAUGGUGCCCAUGAUCAACACGGCCGCCGAGGCCGAGGCGGUUGUACGGGCAUCAAAGUUCCCGCCGCAGGGCCUCCGCGGACAGGGGUCGGCGUUCCCCGCCAUCGCGCACGGCCUCACCACACCAGAGUACAUGCAGAGCGCGAACCAGACCCUCUUGACCAUCCUGCAGAUCGAGUCGCGCGAGGGGGUCGAGAACGUGGACGAGAUUGCCGCGGUUGACGGCGUCGACUUCCUGUUCAUCGGGCCAAACGACCUCGCACAGUCGCUCCUGGGCUACACACCCGCGCGCGGCGACGAGCCCGUCUUCCUCGAGGCCAUUGACCGCAUCGUCGCCGCGGCGCGCAGGCAUGGCAAGUGGGCCGGCCGCCUCGUCAACGACGGCGUCCUCGCCAAGGCUGCCUUCGAGGUGUUUGACAGCGUCGCUAUCACCGGCGACACAAAGGCCAUUACCAACUGGUAUACGGCCGAGGUCAAGGUUGCUAGGUCGUAG
This is a messenger RNA of Vanrija pseudolonga, 813 nucleotides long. RefSeq names its product 4-hydroxy-2-oxo-heptane-1,7-dioate aldolase. Lineage: Eukaryota; Fungi; Basidiomycota; Tremellomycetes; Trichosporonales; Trichosporonaceae. The transcript is spliced from 2 exons. The record is from RefSeq and is a predicted model, not a curated record. Gene Ontology annotation, molecular function: aldehyde-lyase activity. Gene Ontology annotation, cellular component: cytoplasm. The coding region runs from base 1 to 813 and encodes 270 amino acids.